CGAUUGAUUAAUUAAUUAAUUACAAUUUAUGGCAUACAAAAACAGAAGGCAAAGAAUGAAAUGUAAAAGAGUCAAAGACCCCAUAUUAAAGCAGAUCACCAAUUUAGUGAAAUGAUUUUCAAGAACAUCAAAGUACAUGUAAUUUGGCUGAGUAAUUGCAUGUGUGUCAAACCCAUACCUUAAUUGACUUGGUUAAUUCUCCACUGUGCAAUCAAUACUGUACUUCAUUUACUUAAUUUGUACCAGGCUUUUCAGCAUCACUGCAUGUGUGCAAGGCACAUAAAACGAGCCAUUGAAGAGUUUAAUAUCAAGCUUCCAAAGAGACUGGAGGAGAAAGAGGAGAAGAAGCCUGUUCUCCAAUAUAACUGCCAGGUGUGCUUAGUGACAUGUAAUAGUGACUCUGCUUGGAAUUCUCAUCUUAUUGGUCAAAAACACCGAAAGGCUCUAGAGAAACAAGGAGCUGAGAGGGCCCAGCAAAAGGCACAAGAGAAGAGUAUCAUGAACCCCAUGAAUACAGGAUUUACCAGGGGAGGAAGAGGUGCAGGUGGAAGAGGAGGAGGUGUGGGUCCCAUACGUGGAGGAACAUUUGGUCCAGGUCACUCACGUAAGCCGUAUGACAAGCCAAUGCACGCUGUACAGCAGCCCAGCCUCAAUGGUCCAAUAGGAGCUAAAGACUUUGCCACCUACCCUGAGCCACUUAUUGGCCUGGAGUAUGUUACAGAAAUCCAGGUUAUAGGACAGAGUCCAAGGUACCAUUGUGAGCUAUGUGACUCCAAAUUUGAUCACAACUUGAAGUUCCCGCAUCUUGUUGGAAGCAAACAUCGCUUUAAAGUCUUGAAAGAGAAGGUCCCAGAUAUUGCUCACAGUGUCCGUGGCGAUGUCAAAAAGAGAUCAGAAUUGUCCAGCAAGCUGCUUGAAGAGGCACGUAAACUAGAAAUGAGGGUUGGUCGACAGCAGGUGAAAACUAGAGUGGAAAAGAGCCCAUUCAAUGUCAUCAACAACCAAGCAUCUGGCCAGUCAACAAUGCAACACACAGCAAGAGGAGGACAGCAAUGGCAAAGUCAGAGAGGAAGAGGACAGGGGGCUGGGCGUGGUGGGCGUGGUGGGCGUGGUGGACGUGGAAGUACAUAUGGUGGACAGGGAGCCUUGUAUGGUGCAGGUGAACAGGGAAGCUCAUAUGGUGGAGGAAGCCAAGGAGGUACUCGUGGCAGAGGAAGGCAGCAAGGAGUACCUCAUAAUCAACAGCAGCAGCGAGGGUCCAGCCGAGGUGGAAGAGGCAGAGGAAGAGGAUCUUCAGCCAGUCAUCAAAACCAAUCCUGGAAUCAGAACUACUCAUCUUUCAAAAGUGCUCCAAACCAGACCUUCCCCACUGGUUCUUAUGGCAGUUUUGAUGACAGUUCACAGUGGAACAGUGGAGGUCAAAGCGGAGGAGAUAAGAUGCUACCUCCUGAUGCAUUCAAGCCCAGAUCUCCAGCAAGGUCAACACAGUACGGCAACUAUCAUGAUAAUUAUUAUGAUGACUAUUAUGGUGGUAGUUACAGUGGCUCAAAUUAUGAGUACAAUGACUCGUAUUCCAGUCAAAUCCCAAAUGAUCCGGGCUUCCAGCCAUAUGAUCAAAUUCCAAGUGUUAGCAGUGGAGACAUGGCUGGUGCUAGUGGCAGCAUGAGCGGUGGUGGCGGCGGCAGCAGUACCGGCAGCAGCACUGUCAUGACCAGCGGCGGCGGUGGUGGUGGUGGUGGUGGUGGAGGAGGAUCAAGUGUGAGUUUUCUUCAAGGAGCUAUUGCAGAUCUGGGGAAACUUGUGAGCAGUGAAGAAGAUGCUUCAAUGGCUUUACAGGUGUCUAAUGCCUUGACACAGGCUCUACUUCAGUUCCGUAUGAACAACUUGCCGCAAGGGGCUCUUGGUGAUAACAGCGCGUCAGCCGGUAACGCUACAUCCUCAAAACCCGAGACAUGAAUCCCGACUCUGUUACUAGAUAAAGAAGAACUAUUGAUCUCAGUGGACCACGCAAGAUUCACUUCUGACCAUUUUUCUUUACUAAAAAAAGAAAGUGAUUAUGGAGGCUCUUGUUUAAAUUUUUUCAUGGAGAAAGAUAACAUGGAUUUAAGAUGACGCCUCUGCCUAGGGAUCAUUUUGAGUCCUAUUUUAUGGAGAAACUGAGUACCGUUUUACUGGUUAUGACCGCAGGUAGCUCUUGUCAGAUUUAAUUUGACUUAUCCAUUGGCUAACGGAAGGAGAAUAAGACUGAGUGAGAAAAUAAAUCAAACACAAAACAAUUUUCAACUCAGCUUGUCGAACCCAAUAAAUGGUAUUUAUGUGACUGACAAAAAAUGUCUCUUGGCGAGAAAACAUGCAGUUCACAACUGCGUCGACAACUGCAGAUUCUUUUUAAAUAAAGGAUUUUACUUUA
This is a messenger RNA of Orbicella faveolata, 2410 nucleotides long. RefSeq lists its product as uncharacterized. Gene Ontology annotation, cellular component: precatalytic spliceosome. Lineage: Eukaryota; Metazoa; Cnidaria; Anthozoa; Scleractinia; Merulinidae. Gene Ontology annotation, molecular function: zinc ion binding; double-stranded RNA binding; single-stranded RNA binding. The record is from RefSeq and is a predicted model, not a curated record.